CUUGUAGCGCGUUGAGUUUGGCGGCCACGGCGCGGAUAUUAAUAGUGUGACAAAGUUGUUGCACUUGUCGGUGGGCUGCUGAAAGGCCUGGGUCUCUCUCUCUCUAUCUCUCUCUCACUCACUCACUCUCUCUCUCUGUGUAUGUAUGGAGUUUGUUUCUGGCUCCCCUCCCCCACUCUCCGCUGCUGUUCCUGCUCAUUCAGGAGACGCCAAGACGUGAACGUGAUGAGAGGCUCACCUCAAGAUACAGUUGCAGAGCAAAAUGACAUUUCCCCGUGAUCGAUUUAGGCUUAAUUCAGUGUAAAUGCACACAUGCAUCUGCAAUCGCAGCCACUGUAACCCUAAUGCUUGAGCCUCGCAGGUAGAGAGGGGUGCGAUCAGAGGUGAUGGAUCCGUCACCAUUUACCUCCAGCUGUCAUCCCCGGCACAUUGGGAUUGGUUAUUCCUGCACAUCUGGCCGCACGCACGGUGCACGUGCCGCUCACACUUCAGCACUGGGCAGCAUUUGAUUACAGAACAGCCGGUUUUGUCUUUUGUUCAAUCAGGAUAAAUGAUUUGUGUAUGCAUUGAAUUAGACAGAGAGUGGGCGUGCCCUAAAGGGAAGGGUACUGGCAACCUAGAAAGAAAUACUUCUCAUAUAAUCACAGUGAGAGAGUGUGGGUGCCAGCCUUUUUAUAAAAUCCAAAUAAUCAUCAUUUUUAGUCCAAUUUGAGUCAACAAGUGCCCCGAGCUAUAAAUAGAGAAGUAAUUUACACAGAAAAUGUAAGAUGAAGACAAGGUUAAAUGUCAAGUUUUUUUUUUCUUUUUUGCGUUUUUUACAAGGAUUUGGAUCUGCCAGCAAACUGUCAAAAAAAAUAAAUAAAUAAAUACUGGCUUUGGCACGGAUAUGUGAAUUUAUCCAGUCAGCUGUGGCUACAUUAAACCUUAAAUUAAAUACAGAAGCCAUAUCUCGGCAGCUUAGUCAUAAGCUGCUCAAGCUCCAGCCAAGAAAUGCUCUAUGAAUACAUGAGGAGCAAAAUAUGUCCUUGAAAAAUGUGUUCGCUAAAAUAAUUUCGAGUGCGGCGCUCUGCAGAUGAUUCUGCCAUUAGACCUAUAGCAGAGGGAUUAAUUAAAAUUAGAACAUGGAAUGAGGAUUGAUACAGUAACCUAUCAAAAGUCUUCUUCACUUUUUCUAACUGUAAAAGGUACUAAGGGUGUUUAAUUAUUUAGCUCAAAAUAUAAACCCCUUAGAGAACUUAGGUGAUGUUUUAAUCGUGUUUUAAAUUAGGUUUGGAAAGGUGUUGGAAGUAGCGAUAUGUCCUGUGCAUAUAAAUCAGUUAUAUUCAUGCUGCUGAGUAAAAAAUCCAUCUUAUCUAUUGAACCACAUAAGAAGCCAGAAGUGUUUAGACUUGAGUUUCUUAUUAGUUUUUCUAUUCCUCUGUACAUAGGUGGUUUUGUAGCUUAAUCAUACCUAAAUGUUUCAGAUCUUGACACAAAUUUUAAAUCAGACAAACAUAAUAGGGGUCAAUACCAGAUGGAGUUUUCAAAUUAUGGUUUCAUUUCUUAAGGGAAAUGCUAACCAAACCAACCUGGUCCCAUUGGACAAAGCAUUCAUCCUGCUAAUUCAGGCAUUUACCACCUUUUAAUGGAAAGCUGAGUUACAUUUGAAUUAUCCCAGGAGUGGCUCACUUACCAAAACUACUCUAAGAGUUCCCAGGCCAAAACUAAAGACCUCACAAAAGAGACAUUGAUAUCCCCGAAGACUUUCAGGAAACUAUUUUGUGGACUGAUCAGACAAAAGUCAAACUUUUAAAAAGGUGUAUGUCUUUACAUGUUUUGUAAAGCCAAUAUAGCAUUUCAGAAAAUUCUGCCCGUCUGUGGUUGCUAUGGGAAAAUCUUGGGCUAUUUUCUGCUUCAGAGUUAAUUUGUUUUUGCUGUAGCGAAACAUGAAUAAUGAUACGUUAAAACAUCUUGAAAAAGGAUUUCCAUCCUUCAGUUUGUCACUUUAGGCUCAAUAGCACUUGGAUUAUGCAGUGGAAAAGUGAUCCAAAGAAUAAUCACCAAGUCCACAUCUUUCUCAAAAAAGAAGGUUUUGUAGUGGCCUGAUUUGGUGCUCAUAGGUUAUCUUUGUCUGAAAAGUUGUUUGACGAUCUGAAAGGUUUGAAAAAAAAAAUCUUUAAAGCUCCAAAUACUUCUUCACAGUACAGUACUUAGCAUUACUUAACAACUCUUGAAACGAUUUUUCAAGUUUUCAAUAUAGAAAGCUUCUCUCCAUUUUUCCUUUCACUUUCUUUGCUGAGGAGAAAUAGACUUGUACAACAUGGAAAGAUUUUAUUUGCCUCAAGUUAGAAGAUGACUGGCCAAAAUCUGGACAUGACUUUGCAAAUAUUAUCUGAGGCCUGUGAAGGAAAAAUGUGUCAUCACAGGCCUCAUUUGCUUCUGCUAAUGAGGUGGAAGCAAAUGAAAGUUGAAGACAGUUUCUCUUCAAAUUUCUUUUUGGCUGAAGCUUGGGUAGAGCAGGACAGACAAAACAAGUGGUGAGAACUUUUUUUUUGCUGACAGAAAGGAAAAUGGUUGUAAAUAUUAUUGCUACCCUGGGACAGUGUGAAUUAUUUGCCCAGCAUAUUAUUAAACUAAUUGAGAUUCAUAUUUCUUUCCAAGUCUUUUCAUACAUUAUGUUCAGAAUACAGUGCAUGUAUGUCUGAUAAUUCAAUUUAUGAAUUGCUGAUUUAGCAUUCGUCUAAGAAUGAACCUUUGUGCGAGUGUGCUAGCAAUGGUCUGCCUUCGUUGUCAUGUGAGCUGCCUCUCAUUAUAUAUUUUCCCUCCUUGCAGGAGCUUUUUCAGAGAAGCAUAACUAGAAUACUGGAUCCAAGAGUUGUGCAGCGUGGGCACUGCAGGGUUCAUGGAUGCUGGGACUAUGAGCAUCAGCGACCAAAGGGGCUUCAUCUCCGACCUGGGAGGCAGCUUCACUGAGGAUGCUCCCAGACCUCCAGUUCCCGGGGAGGAAGGAGAGCUGGUGUGCAGUGACGGUCGCCAGCACGGCAACCUCACCUUCUCCUCCAAGAAUGAGGGCGCCAAAUGUGAGGCGUCUGUGGCCACGCCCAGGCGGUCAGACCUGGAUCUGGGCUACGAGCCAGAGGGCAGUGCUUCUCCAACACCACCCUACUUAAAAUGGGCAGAGUCCCUUCAUUCUCUCCUGGAUGACCAGGAUGGCAUCCUUCUGUUCGGGAAAUUUCUCAGGCAAGAGGACUGUGCGGACAUGCUGGACUUCUGGUUUGCAUGCAGUGGCUUUCGCAAACUGGAAGCCAGCGAGGGGAACGAGGAGAAGAAAGUAAAGCUGGCGAAAGCCAUCUAUAAAAAGUACAUCCAGGACAACAAUGGAAUUGUCUCCAGACAAAUCAAACCAGCUACCAAGUCUUUCAUCAAAGAUUGUUUGAUGAGGCUUCACAUUGAUCCUGCGAUGUUUGACCAGGCUCAGACCGAGAUACAGAGCAGGAUGGAGGAAAACACUUAUCCUUUGUUCCUCAAAUCUGACAUAUAUUUGGAAUACACACGGACAGGAGGAGAGAGCCCCAAGCUGUGCAGCGACCGAAGCUCUGUUUCUGGGAAUGAAAAGGGACUGACAGGGUAUUUACCAACUCUAAAUGAAUAUGAGGGGCCAGAGGAGACCGAGCGUGACCUGACCCCAAGCAGCCAGCUCACUCAGAAGCUGUUGAUGGAGACGGUACCGCAGCAAGCUGCCAGCAGUGCAAAAUUCCAGGACAGCCAGGAGUACAGGCAUGGCCCGUGUCGAGAAUCCAUCAACCCGUACUACGUCAACAUUGGUCAUGUUCUGGCCCCAGCCACCAGUGCCAAUGACAGUGAGCAGCAGAGCAUAUCCAGUGACGCAGAGACACUUUCGCUCACAGACAGCAGUGUAAAUGGUGUUCCACCGUACCGAUACCGCAAACAGCAUCGCCGGGAGAUGCAUGAGAGUGCCAAAGCAAAUGGGCGAGUGCCACUACCUCAUUUUCCACGCACAAACCGGAUUCCAAAGGACAUACACGUGGAGCCGGAGAGGUUCGCUGCAGAGCUGAUCAAGAGGCUGGAGGGCGUCCUGAGGGAGAGGGAGGCUGAGGAGAAACUGGAGGAGAGGCUGAAAAGAGUGCGACUGGAGGAAGAAGGAGAUGAAGUGUCCUCACCCUCAUCAUUACCCAGUCAAAGAUUCCCCCCUAGUGCUUAUUCACUGAAUUACAACCCCCGCUAUGCUGACAUCACAUACAGCAGUCCUUUUGUCCAAGAUGCUCACGAGGAAAACCCAGAGAGUAUCCUGGACGACCACGUCCAGCGGGUCAUGAAGACGCCCAUCUGCGAGUCUCCAGGAACCGGGCGCCAUUCCCCCAAGUCGCGCUCUCCAGAUGGUUUCUCAGGGGUGAGAGGGGUGGCACAAUCAGGUCAGGGGAAACAUUCAGCCAGACACGGUUUGAAAGGAGAGACGAGCCAUGGGUACCACCACAAAUAUGUGCCUCACAGUCACACGACUGCGGUGGACCCUGAAGGGGCCACGCGUACAUAUGGCAACCCCUUCUGGAACCUGGAGACGAGCUGUUACGGCUCAAAAUCUCGAAGCUAUGCAGACGGCAUGACAUCUAACCCUGUGGAGCACAUAGGCUACAGCAGCAAAACUGGCCCGCAGUGUAAAAGGGCGUUCAAGAGAAGUGAAGAGGCGAGAGCUUAUGAUGUGCCAUGGCCUGCGGAGGAAGUGGAGAAAAAACAAAAAAUCCUGUUGUGGCUGAUGGAGGGACAGAAAGAAAUGGCUCAACAAAAAAGAAGCCCACAUGGGAGUGUCAGUGGGUCCAAGAGGACUGCGAACCAUGAGGGAUCUCGCCUCGGCUCCUCAGACAGAUCAGGGUCCAUGCAUUCAUGCCUCAGCGGUCAAGGGCGCAGCAACGUGCAGCCGUUUCACCCAUUCAUCCAGGACCCUACUAUGCCUCCUAACCCGGCUCCCAGUCCCCUCAUCCAACUGGAGGAAGUUUGUCGACGGCUUGAAGAGGAAAAGCUGAAGUCUGGAUCUCUGCAGCCCAAGCAGAGGUAUGUGAUGGAGGUGAUCCAAAGGGGUCGCGCAGCAGUCAGGCCUGCACCGGUCCCUCUGCUCAACGUGGUGCCCGCCGUUUCAGACAGUGAGCUCUCCGAGCCAGAACAUAAAGCCACUAAAAAGCAAUCAUGUGAGAAUAUUACUGUGGCCUACUACUUUUGCGAGGAGCUGAUACCGUACAGGACGUCUGUCAGAGGGAGGGUUGUCACAUUGGGCCAGUUCAAAGAACUUCUUACAAAGAAAGGAAACUACAGAUAUUAUUUCAAGAAGGUGAGCGACGAGUUUGACUGUGGGGUGGUGUUCGAAGAGAUACGCGAGGAUGACGCCGUCUUGCCCAUCUUCGAGGAAAAGAUCAUCGGGAAAGUUGAAAAGGUUGACUGAUGUGAACGCCGAAGGGGAAAAAGGCAAAGCUGAAGUGGAGAGCAGAAGCCGAAGGUGAAAAGGAAGUGAGAAACAGAGAUCAGAGGAAAGUGAGACAGCAGGGAUGGUUAAGAAGUGCUGAACAGAAGACCUCAUUCACAUUUUUUGGAGUUCGAUGUAGCAUUGUAAAGUUUUCUAGACAGAUGAAGAACAAAAGGACUCCUGAAGCUGCAUAUUUUUGAUAAAGAUAGAUCAGAGGAAGCCUUUCCUGAAGUAGCAGCACUUCCAAUUUUUUAAAUGUCCAGAUACCAGAUAUGUACAGUUUGUGUUAAAAGGGUAAUCACUUUUUUAUUAUUAUUAUUGUAUUUCAUCUACUUAAAAUGAAAUGGUUGAGUUUUAUUAAAAUUAAAAGUUGAAGUUAAAGUUGAUAGAAAAUCCUUUUCAAAGCCGACAUUUUUUCUUUUUUUUUUUGGCUUGAAUGUUUGUGAUCUUCUAAGUGCUUUUAUAUGUUAUCAGAACUUUAUUUUGAUAGGCUGCUUGUUUAUCCACAUGUUGUGAACACGUUUUCUCAGUUGAGGUUUUCUUAAUCUUACAGACGGACUCCUCAGAAUCUUUUGGCACAGUUUGGAAGGUUUAAUGUCAUUUAAGAUAUUUAAUGGACAAUGAGAGUAAUUUCAUAUCAAAUUAAUCUAUUUAUUACAAGAAUAUCAGAACUGACUCAGUUGUGUGAAAUAUUUCUGGUGUUCCUGGUUUGGUGUACACUGACUGGCAAUAAAGCUAGCACCAUUUUUAGGUGACUAGAUUUAUUUAUUUUUUUGCCCAAUAGCAGCUAAAAGUAACAAAAGAAAUGUGAUGCAAUAAUUUCUAAACUAAAAAGAAAAAUUGGAAUCCAAAUGUGAAUCUAUGCAAAAUUAUCACAAAAAGUAUUUGCCUCUUGGCAUAUUUCUUCUAAUUUUUCCCUUUUGGUCACUUUCCUUCAGAUCAUCAAAGAAAUUUUCAUAUCAAGCACAACCACAGUAGAGACAAAAUGUUUUCAAAUUAUUUAUGUCAGAAACAAAAGCUCUCCAAACCAAUAUGGCGCCCUAUGCGCGGAAGCGUAAUUACCCUCCAAACAUUAUAAUUGGUUGUGUGACUCUUGCCAGCAAAAACUACCAUCAGUCUUUUAACUAGUAGAGAUUCUUUUAAAUAUUUUUUUGAAUCUUUGGAUAUGUAGUUACUAUUGAAUAAUAUUUUAUGCUUAAACAUUUUCAUGUUAAUGCUAUCUGUAAAACUAAAAAAGCAGCUAUUUUACUGGUAGGUUAUAAGAAGAAAAUCCCUGAAACUUUUGUUGUUUUUUUUUUCAUUUUUUUUUUGCAUUUGACUUGCAGUCAGUAAUUGUCAUUAUGUUUCUUUUCCAAGAUUACUUAAAGAAUGAACUCCAUCAUACAUAUGUUGUUGCAGUAUUUCUUUUAUUGCAACUUUAAACCUUGAAUAACUCUGUAGUCUGUAAAUCAAUGAAAACGCAGGCUGAUUCCUAACCAGAAGCCUUCUCUGUGUGCCUGGCAGGAGUAUUUUGAUCUAUAUGUGAUAAACACAUUUUGCACCAAAGAAAAAAAAAGAUAUCCUUCCGAACGACCCAUUUAAAUGUUAUUUUACAGCAGCGCUUUAUGUCACAGUUGCUACUUUUUCGUAGUAGAAAACACACUGAAGAUCUAACCUGUUUUUAUGAUUGAGAUUUUCUUAGAAAUAUCAGCAAAGGACUGAAGAAACACUUGAUGAAGCUUGCAGAGUUACCGUUUUCCUUCUACUCGAUGAGUAAAAUGUCUCUGUCAUUUUACAUAGCCUACCAUCCUGGCCAUGUGAAGACAAUGCUAAGGAUAUUUUCUGCACUGAAAUGGCACAAAAACUAAUACUAACGGCUCGGUGUCGGCCAAGUUUGCAAAGACAAAAUGGGGAUUCAAGGCCACCACAUUUGUUUGUUUUUUUAUUUCUUAUCAUUGCUCUGGAAUCCAUAGUGAGAAAUGAGCCAUUGUAAGGAAGUGGAUUCUUAUAGCAAACAAGAACACUGGUAGACCAUGAAUGCAGAGUGCUGUAUGUGUUUUAUUGGAACACGGCAUGUUACAUUUUUUCUUUGUUUUUAAAGAUGCUGCUUUUUAGAUUACUAACUUAAAUCAAUUUAAUAUAUUUGUUGUUUAUUAGUGUCUAAUAAUUACUGGCUUGUUAGUUUAUGUGGUUUCAACAUCCUCUGUUUGAGUUAUUUUUCAUCCCUUUGAAACAAAGAAUCUGUUCUGUAUGAGCUCAUUCUCCUUAUUAAAUCAAUGUAAUGUAUACACUGAAUUACAGAGUGCCUUUAUUGCUGUGCUAAUGAUGUCUGCAGCCCAACGUGACACAAUUUCCUCCUUUGUUGAGAUUUUUUUUCAUGUGAAUCACUUUUUUUCAACCUAUUUAUGUAAAUGUAAAUAUGUAGAAUCUAAGCUGUCAGCAGUAAGCAGCUCAGCCUUCACAUUUACAGUCUUGGACCUGUUUUUUUUUUCUUGUUUUGUUCACUAAUUAGCAUGGUGACCAUUUUAAGGUACCAGAAUAAUAAAUUCAUGCAAUAAA
Molecule: messenger RNA, 7993 nt
Organism: Xiphophorus maculatus (southern platyfish)
Lineage: Eukaryota; Metazoa; Chordata; Actinopteri; Cyprinodontiformes; Poeciliidae
Gene: axin1
Product: axin 1
Exons: 10
Coding region: 2882-5434 (850 amino acids)
Biological process (GO): negative regulation of canonical Wnt signaling pathway
Source: RefSeq, a predicted model, not a curated record